This is a messenger RNA of Chondrus crispus (carragheen), 2595 nucleotides long. RefSeq lists its product as hypothetical. The transcript has a single exon. The record is from RefSeq and is a predicted model, not a curated record. Gene Ontology annotation, biological process: centriole replication. Gene Ontology annotation, cellular component: centriole; centrosome. Lineage: Eukaryota; Rhodophyta; Florideophyceae; Gigartinales; Gigartinaceae. Bases 1 to 2595 code for a protein of 864 amino acids.
AUGGCCGCACCCACCGCUGCGAUGCCCCCCUCGCCCACGCGCGCCUCCCUUCUCGACCACCACGCUGCUCAACUUCAGCACCGCUCCGCCGCGCUCGACCUGCGCGCGCACGAGCUGUCGCAGGCUGAGGCCCGCCUGUCGCACCGUCUCUCCGCACUGCAGACGCGAACGCACUCGCUGUCACGCCUCGAGUCGACCGCGCGCUCCGAGAUGGCCUCGCUGCUUGAGGCUGUCACGUCGCGCCACGAGAAGCUAUCCGAGAGCGAGUCGCGCCUGCGCCAGCGCGAGCAGAGCCUGAAGAAGAAGGUCUCGGCGCUGCGCGGCACGCUGCGCAAUGCCGCGGCUGUCGAGAGGAAGCUCAGGGAGAAGCAGGACAUGCUCCGGGAGACAGAGAAGCGCAAGGAGGAGAUGCUCGCCGCGCUCGAGGAGGCCGAGGAGCGCUUGAGGAAGGUCGAGAGGGUGUCCACCGCGGCGGAGGAAAGGGCUGCGAAGGUUGCCGAGGAGGGAGAUGUGCUGCGAACGGCCGCUGAUAAGCUCGAGAUGCUUGAGAGAGAAGUUCGGAAGAGGGAUAAGGAAAUUGGGAACAAGGAAAGAGCUGUCAGAGAAGGGGAGGAGAGAGUGGAAAGAUUAUUGCAGUUUGAGGACGUCGUGCAACCGAUGAGGCGCUUCGUAGGGGAGUUUGCCAUCUUGCUUGCGGAGGAAGGGCGAGGGACGGCAAGUGAACUACCGGAUGGCGCUGCGGAGGAUGCUACGCCGCAGCUUGUGGCAGCGGAGGCUAUUGUCGCCGUCCGCGAGCUUUGCGCUAUGGUCCGCGCUCUCAGGGGGCAGAGGGAGGCGCAAGACGCCCGGGAAGCCCGCCUGGAGCAGUUGGAGAAGCAGAUGAAGAAGGAAGAGGGCGCUUUGAGGGUGAGGGAGAGGAGUCUCAAGUCAGCGGAAGGCAGGCUGGAUGUCGCGCAGCAGAGCUUAAACGCCGUCCAGAGCGAUGUCGACAAGGCGUGGGCGGAGAUUGAGAGCAACCGGACAGACCUGGAUCGGAGGGAGGAGAGUGUGAGGUUGAAAGAGUCUGAUGUUAUCGAGGCGGACCAGAGAAGGAGGAGGAAGGAGAGCGCAGUUAUGCAAGGAGAAAAGAUGCUUGUGCGGAGAGAGCGCAGCAUUCAAAGGGCUCAUGCGGCGGUGGGAGAGAGGGAGAAGGCUGUUGAGCAAAGACAGAGGGACCUCGACGAGGAGAAGGCCAGCUUACACAACUUGAAGACGACCAUUGAUUUGAAAGAGGAUUUGCUGCAUACAAGGGAUUUGGAGUUUACGGCAAGGGAAGCGAAGAAGAAUGCGGCGCUGGAUGCCUUACUUGAAGCUUCGGUCAGGAAGAAGAAGAGGCGCUCUUCACGCGAGCACUCUGUCUCUCCUGAGAGCGGGAGUGGGUCCUCACCAACACCAGAGCCGCAGGUGCUCAAUCCCACGGUCGUAGAAACGCGGGGUAAAAACGUUCAGCGGAUUGUGCAAUCUGCACCAGCUCCGGCAAGCACUUCGCAAGCAGCAAGGCCAACGGGUCAAUCCCAGGCAAAUGACCUAAACGGAGCCCUUCAAGACCCUGAACCUUCUACAGUUCGACGGCAACUGGAGUUUGAGACUACAGUGCAGCGUCAAGCGACUACGAGUGGAGGUGCAGUGCUGCCUGCGCCACUUGUUUCAAGACUGCCUCAGGCUGAGAAAGCACCAAAUCAGGAUGACUUAGACAAGGCUCCAACGCACGUCGUUAACGACGAUGACAACGAAAGCGAGGCAGCAGCAGACGACUUGCUCCCUGAACUACUCGGGGCCCGUGCGCUUUGGAAAGAGAGAGUGGUUCGGCUCGAGGCCGUGGUAGAAAAUAUGCGUGAGAACACCUGGGCUCUGAAACCGCACGUGCAGCCAAUUCUAACAUCUGUGUCAACACAACUGCGGGACAUCCACACGGAGAUCGAUUCGACCCCCGAGAGGCACCCUGAAUCCUCAAAAGCAUCCUACGGAACGGAGCAGCAGCGGCAAGUCCGAUGGGGUGCGUUGAUUCGAGAGCAGCUAGAUGCGGUGCGGGACGUCCAAACAGGGAUGCUGAUCGCUCUGAACAAGGAGGAGGACUCGAUGUUUCAAGAAAGUGGCCCCGCCCCCCUCCCCUCUGAACAGAGCGAGAGCGCGACUCAGACGACGAGCGAGCCCUCGGAAGGCCCGCGCGAGAAGCGUAGCCCGCCGCACAUGGCCGGGGACGAGAGCUCUGUGGACGUGACUCUGGACGCGACGGACGGGCGGCUGUUCCCGGACCAUUCGCUCGAGGCGACGGAGGACUUUGGCUCGAUCACGUCCUCGUUCCGCAAGUUCCGCAGGCAGAUGCGGGCGCAACGCGGGCUGGCAGAGGCGUCGCGCAACAGUCGGAUUAUUCGGAGGGAGCGCGUGCCGCGGGAGGCGCCGGCUCGAAUGCGGCCGCGGCAACCGGUCGGACGGGGGGUCGUCGUGCGCGAGACGAGGGGGAUCCGCGGAAGCGACCUGCUGCGAGAGCUUGAGUCCGUGCGCAACGACCUGGAAAGCAUCACCGGUAGCACUAAUUCGUCGGGUUUGCAAUGA